AGUCAGAAGUGUUCCAGAUCUGAACCUAUUCCGGCCCCACCCUACUGAUUUUCCUGCGUGGGUGUCUCUCAUAUAUGUUGUGGUCUCUGUUAUGACAGGCAGUCCAAGGACAAGCCUCACUCACUUGGUAACUAUCAAGGCCUACGCCAUAUCUCGACACUGUCCAGGAUGUCAUUGUUACAGCAUGAUCGUAAUUUCCGCCGGAAAUCUUCACCUUCUGGGCCGCCUUAUGCACCACAAAUAGCAGGCCUAGGGGGAAAACCAACUGUAAACCCCGAUGUUCCCAUCACCGCAGUAUUCCUGGCCCUCUACGUUAUAUUCGCUAUCGUUCACAUGAGGAUAAUGAGGGCUGGCCAAAAGCGUGGACACAAAUUUGUGUUCUCUGGGGCAAUGUUUGGAUUCUGCAAAAUCAGAGUAAUUACCAUGUCUCUACGAUUAGCAUGGGCCUGCCACAACAACGACAUUAGCUUGGGUAUCGCAGCGACUGUAUUCGUCUAUGUUGGAACGGUUAUCCUAUACAUCGUAAAUUGGUUCUUUGCACAGCGGAUCGUGCGGGCUCAGCAUCCGAAUUCCGGUUGGUCAACGACGUACAGACUCAUACACCGAUCUGGCGUUGUCCUGCUACUAUUUUGUCUGGUUCUCCUGAUCGUAGCAUCCAUUCAGCAGUUCUUCACUUUGAACGUUGACGUACUUCGAAUUGACCGAAACUUCCAACUCACUGGGAUAACCUAUUUCGCGGCGUUUUGCUUUGCACCAAUCGUACUUGUCGCCGUAUCUCUUUUCAUCCCACGGAAUGAGGUCGACAAAUUUGGAGCGGGUCGUUUGCGCAACAACAUCGCCAUUCUUCUGAUUGCGACGACGAUACUAUCGAUUGGGCAGAUAUUUCGAUGCGUUGUAGCAUGGCUACCUCCCACUAGGCUUGUCUCCCCUAGUGGUCGGCCUGUGGAGAUUCCGUGGUACUUGUCUCGAUUCUGUUUCUAUUUUCUCAACUUCUUAACUGAACUCAUCGUUGUCAUAUUUUACGCCGUAACUCGCGUUGAUCUCAGAUUCCACGUUCCUGAUGGCGCGAAAGAGGGUGGAUCGUAUUCCAAAGGCCGUACCCCUAGCAGCUACAAUAUCAAUGUCAUUGGUAAAGAGGUGAACCUUCGGCGUAUGGUUUCUUUACCAUUGGCCCGGCUGCGGUGCGCAAAUUUGUCCAACGAAACGAUUGAGGAAUUUGAUGGGCCACUGUUUGACGAUACCCGCACGCUGGCAGACUCACUCCGCUAUCCUUCCUCAGUCCUCGAAGUCGACCCGACAACUGGACAUUAUAAAGUUAGGCGCACUUCUUCAAUGCACAGUGGUCAGGUCUCUCAUGCUGGGUCCGAACCUUCGCUUUGGAGUCCGGAUCGGGACACAGUCAUUGUGGAGGAAGUGCCACCACUUCCACCAUUGCCGGCCGAUUGGCCAUUGCGCACCGGAAGGCCGGCGACUCAAGGAAGUUUACAAUCAACCUCACAGGGCAGACACAGGGAUCGAGUAUCGUCGCAGAGCCUGUCGAAUAUCAUCGAAAGGGGCGAUGCCAUUGCUGAGGCUGUUGCUCGACUGGAGGGCAGGAGUGAACUGCAUAAGAAACGACGUCAAACCUCUAGCCGAAGCAGUUUGUCUAAUCAUGAGUUCGUUGACUCAAUCAGAAACAGAUCGCAAGGCGAUCUUCCGAUGAAAAGAGUCCACUCACCUAUCACGGACUCGUUGCGGAAGCAAGCUAUCUCCAGAGAGAUUUCGACAACGACUUCGAGCUUGCCCAAAAAGUAUAACUACGUUACUCGCUCCGACUCACCCCUUAAGCAAGCACAGUCGUCUACGUCGGAAUCUCAAGUCUCAGCUUCACCGAGGCCUGGGGUGGCAGUAGGCAAUACAACAGCCCCACCCGCUACACCUACCACUGGCCUUACAGGAAAGAGAAGCAUCCCACGCGGAACUGUCAUGCGAGAAACUCAGAGUAACACCAGUAACGAUGAAACAUCGGCCAAUGGGGAAUUUGCGCGUUUCAGUUCAGACUGUUCUCGGACGUGA
Molecule: messenger RNA, 2055 nt
Organism: Aaosphaeria arxii CBS 175.79
Lineage: Eukaryota; Fungi; Ascomycota; Dothideomycetes; Pleosporales
Exons: 3
Coding region: 169-2055 (628 amino acids)
Source: RefSeq, a predicted model, not a curated record